Lutra lutra (Eurasian river otter) is the source of this 2088-nucleotide messenger RNA. It is a transcript of the gene LRCOL1, whose product is annotated as leucine rich colipase like 1. The transcript is spliced from 10 exons. The coding region runs from base 188 to 661 and encodes 157 amino acids. The record is from RefSeq and is a predicted model, not a curated record. Lineage: Eukaryota; Metazoa; Chordata; Mammalia; Carnivora; Mustelidae. Gene Ontology annotation, cellular component: extracellular region. Gene Ontology annotation, molecular function: enzyme activator activity. Gene Ontology annotation, biological process: digestion; lipid catabolic process.
CUCUCUGUACUUGAUGCACGAUUUUUCUGGAAACCUAAAGCUGCUCUAGAAAAUAAUUAUUAGUUAUUAAUUAAAAAAAUUCUAUUUUGCAAAGGCAAGAUUGGGACGGAGGGCAGGAAGCGUGUGCCCACGCGGGUGCCGUGGGGGCAGGGAUGGCCGUCUGGGGCAUCGACAAACCACAAGCCCAAUGGCGUGCGCAGGGCGUCUGCUGCUGCUGCUGCUCUCGCUGCUGCCCAUGUGUAUGGCCUGGAAGCCCAAGAGCUUGUUCCUGUUCAAUAAGAGGACGGGAGAAGCGUGCGACGACCACGCCGAGUGCCAGAGCCGCUGCUGCGUCUCCAACAGCCCGAACGGGCAGUCCUUCUGCGCCGCCAAGACCAUCUUCCUCAAGUGCCUGCCCUGGCGGAAGCCCAACAGGGACGCGUGCUCGGACCACGCCGAGUGCCGCAGCCGCUGCUGCGUCACCAACAGCGCCAGUUCGCAGACGUUCUGCAGGCCCAGGGGCAUCUUCCUGCAGUGCACGCCUUGGCGCAGGCCCAACGGCGCCCGCUGCGGCCACCACAGGGAGUGCCGGAGCCAGUGCUGCAUCGCGCUCAGAGAGGUCAGCCGUCCCCGCUGCGUCCGCCGGAGCGGCCUCCUGGCGCAGUGCCUGCCCUUGCGGUGAGCUCCUGAGGCUGACGGUGUGCAUGUCCGAGGACAAACUGCGGCUCCCAGAACCUUCCCAUCAAUAUACACCUGCUAACUCACCCGACGUGUUGUGUUGCAUCCAUUUUUGUUUUCAGACAACAAAGCUAAGAUGAUCCUUGCAGAGAAAGGAAAAGCCUUGCUUCUAUCCCAGUAAGAACAGCUCAGGUGGGCGCGUGCCUAGCGCGCAUGCGUGAGCCGCGCAGGUGCUGGGAGCCCGGGACUCCGAAGAGGGCGAGUGCGCAGGGCGGCUGGAGGAGGCGAGCGGCCACUGGGUCGGUCCUCCGCCUGAUUCCCGGCCCCAGGCGAGAGUCCUGUGCCUGCUUGUCCCCCGGAGGCAGAGUGGACGGGUCUGGAAGCCUCGCGAGGACGGACUCCGGCGACCUCGGAGGCGGCAUGAGAGGCCCCUGGAGCCGGGGCCUUGCGCACAGUGAGUGCACCUGGGCCGGACUCACCCGUGGCCCGGGGCUGCCUCCAGGGGAAUUUCAGGACUGGGCUCCCUCCACGGUGGACACAAGGCAGAGGGGCUGGAGACGGGCCCCGGGCUCCCGGGACAGUGACGGGGUUCCAAAGUUUCCCAAAACCAACAGCACAGCUGGCGAGGACGGCGGGCUUUGGCGGACAGACCGCGUGGGCGGUUUCCACGGGUGGUCGACGCACGGCUGUUGAGAACGUGUCACCUGAAGAGGUGGGGAGUGUCGUCCCGAAGCCCUCACACGUGCCCCCUCCUCCCGGGGACUCCGGGGCGGACAGACCCAGGCUGCAGGACGUGGUCCCUGCUGACGGGAGCCGCUGACCGUGUGCGCCCGCGCUGCGGAGGACCCGACGGUGGCGGAGGUCAGGAGCGGCCACCGAGCCUCACCUGGGACUGAAGGGACGUCAUGACUCUGCUCACCGCCACGUGAGACCGUCUUCCUCGUUACCUGUGACUUACGGCAGUUUGGGAAUGACACCUUCGUCGGCAGAGGGGAAACUUCCAUCUCCUGACCCCACCGAUGCUUCCAGCCUCCAGCAGCUCUCCCUGGCGCUCUCCCUGGCCACGUAACUGCGCAAGUCCGUGGGGAUCCGUUCUGCUGCUGACGGACACAGUGGGCAGCACGGACGCCGUCACGAGGCUGACUGGAAUGAGCUGCCCGGACUCGGAACGGACCAGCCUCUUCUAGGACCUGAGCUGGACUUGUCGGAGCCAGUAAAGCCCCUUGGAAGUGUCAGCCUGACGCUUGCUUACAGGGUCCCAGCAGCCUUACCAGGCACCCAAGAAGGUCACGUCCCCAAAGGAGCAAGAGCCCCAUGGGCCCCUGGGUGGCUCAGUGGGUUAAAGCCUCUUCCUUCGGCUCAGGUCAUGAUCCUGGGGUCGAGCCCUGCAUCGGGCUCUCUGCUUGGCAGGGAGCCUGCUUCCCCCUCUCU